Messenger RNA from Staurois parvus, 168 nucleotides. Lineage: Eukaryota; Metazoa; Chordata; Amphibia; Anura; Ranidae. The record is from the annotation of a GenBank genome assembly.
GGCCACAGAAUUGUUACUCAGGGACAGACAGAAUUGUUACUGAGUGCCACAGAAUUGUUACUUAGAGAAACGGCCACAGAACUGUUACUUAGGGCCACAGAAACGUUACUUAGGGCCACAGAAUUGUUACUCAGGGACAGACACAGAAUUGUUACUGAGGGCCACAGA